AUGGCCAACAACAACUCAGCAACAAGCAAAGCUCAGCUGCGACUGGCAUCCCUCUCGGCCCAACUGGACACCACCGCCCCACGAGACUCCGUCACCGAGAUCCUCGAGACCUCCCUCCCACCCGUCCACCUCCACGCCGAUGCCCUCUCUGUCCUCCUCGAUGGCAAAGACCAGACCUGGCGCAAAUGGAUGUUCGAGCAAUUGAAGCACCCAUUGUUCGAGUACCAGUACAAUGUCACUAAGGAGGAACUGGUCACCCGCAACCAAGAACGAACCCGCCACCUCGCCAAACUGGGCUUCCGUCCCACCUGGACCGAGCCGAAAGUGAACAUUGACAGGAACAAAUUUAUACAGAUCCAAGAUGCAUUGUCAUACUUUGACAACGGCCUCUCGACCAUGCACGGCGCCCAUUUCGGACUUUACUCCGGAUCUAUCCGUGAACUUGGCUCCGAGGCUCUUCAGAAUAAGUGGUUGCCCCUUGCCGAUAGCUUUGAAGUCCCUGGCUGCUUCGCCCUUACCGAACUUGGACAUGGAAGUAACCCAAGAGGCAUUGAGACAGAGGCGCACUGGGACGUCAAGGAAGGAUGCUACAUUAUCAACACCCCCAACACCACCGCCCAAAAGUACUGGAUUGGAGCAGCGGCAGAGACGGCAUUCAUGUCCGUAGUUUGGGCCCAACUCUACAUCCCUCACCCGACCGACCCCUCCCACCCCCCAUCCCACAAAGGCAUUCACGCCUUCCUCAUCCCCAUCCGUGACCUCUCUACCCGCUCCCCCAGCCCAGGUGUCACCAUCCGGAACUGUGGGUCCAAAUCAGGACUUAAUGGUGUCGACAAUGGUCGGCUUUGGUUUGAUCAUGUUAAAGUCCCCCGGCAUAUGUGCCUGGAUAAGUAUGGCGGUGUGAAUGAACAGGGGGUUUAUGAGAGUUUCUUUGGAGACAAUAACGAUCAGAGGUAUGGGUUGACGAGGAGGCAGUUUGGAGCCAAGCAGGUUGGGGAGUUGGAGACCCUUAUCAUGGACUAUAAGCUUCACCAGCGACGACUGUACCCCCUCCUCGCACAAACCUACGCCCAACACUUUGCAGCCCGCGCCAUAGCCCGCCUUCGCGACACCGAAAAAUCCGACCUCAAGCUCCUCAAACAGUUCCAUGUCAUUUCCUCAGGACUCAAAUCCUUGCACACCUGGCAUCUCCUCGACACCCUCCAGGCGACCCGAGAAGCCUGUGGUGGUCAAGGAUUGAAAUCUUCGAAUCGUAUCGGACAGAUGAAAGCCGAUUGCGAUGUCAUGGCCACCUAUGAAGGAGACAACCAGGUGAUGCUAAUCACCGUAGCAAAAGGCUGUAUAAACGACUACAAACCCACCCGUAUCCCAACCCUCGCCAACUUCACCUCCCAACACUUCUCCGAUUCGACGCUCCUCUCCCCAAAAUUCCAACUCGACCUCUUCCAACACCACAUCCAUGCCUCUGCCCACCGCCUCCACGCCGCCAUCGACCUCUCCCGCGCCCAGGCCAAGGCACAAGGAACUCCCAACAUUGGGUUGGACAAUAUCCUGGAUACUCACUCUGCACUCUCUCAGGAAUUCGCACGUGCCGUGCUCGAGCACUGGAUCCUUUCAGAAUUCAUCGCCCAAGAAACCCUCUCCGCCGCCACGACCACUUCCGCCACUGGCACCUCGCCCCUCACCUUAAUGCGCCAAUUGCACGCCCUGUGGAAACUCGACAUGGACCAGAACAUGAUCCGAAGGCGCUACCUCGACGAACCCGUCCAAGAGCGGAUCCGAAACCUGGUCGGAGGUUUGUUGCACAGGGUCCACGAGAAUAUAACUCCUCUUGUGGAUGCCUUUGGAGUGCCUGAUCAUCUUUUGGGUCCCAUUGCGCAUGACUGGGUCCAAGCCAACGUCGCUGACUCUGAGGAUAUCUAA
This is a messenger RNA of Linnemannia hyalina, 1923 nucleotides long. Lineage: Eukaryota; Fungi; Mortierellomycota; Mortierellomycetes; Mortierellales; Mortierellaceae. The record is from the annotation of a GenBank genome assembly.